This is a messenger RNA of Symbiodinium natans, 516 nucleotides long. The record is from the annotation of a GenBank genome assembly. NCBI's taxonomy places the organism in Eukaryota, Dinophyceae, Suessiales, Symbiodiniaceae.
AUGCGGUGUGGCAACUUCCAUGCCAGUAAAGAUGGUGGCGCCACGUGGAUAGUCCAGCUUCCAACCGCAGGUGUUAGAUUCCUGCCGGAGGCAGAGACCCUUCUGGAGAAAAGCGGCCUGCCCAAGCUGACCGACUUCUACCGGGCGCUCGUGGAUGCCUAUCCAGGCUUUCAUGUGCCCCUGGCGAAGCUGCUCACACAGAACCUGCGUGCCGCAGGGGUCUCCGGGCUAACGUCGUCUUCCAGCGAUUCAGACUCCGAGGAGAAGAAGAAAAAGAAGAAGAAGAAGAAGAAGCUGAAGAAGGAGGCCAAGAAGGCCGAGAAGCGCAAGAAGGAGAUGGCCGCGGGAGACAAGGAAAAGGAGGAGGAGGAGGAGGAGGAGGAAGGCACGAAAGCCAAGAAAGCGAAGGGCCUUGCCGAGGCCGUCGAUGUCAAGACGUGCACUGCCCAGGAGGUGGAUGAUGAGCUGCUGAAAGAGUUGGAGUUCGAGAAAAGAAGGACGAGACCUCAGAAGUAG